This is a messenger RNA of Gavialis gangeticus (Gharial), 5317 nucleotides long. It is a transcript of the gene PLA2R1, whose product is annotated as phospholipase A2 receptor 1. Gene Ontology annotation, molecular function: signaling receptor activity. The transcript is spliced from 30 exons. Lineage: Eukaryota; Metazoa; Chordata; Crocodylia; Gavialidae. The coding region runs from base 599 to 4987 and encodes 1462 amino acids. The record is from RefSeq and is a predicted model, not a curated record. Gene Ontology annotation, cellular component: plasma membrane; signaling receptor complex.
AGCAACCCUCUGCCCAAAAUAAUUGCCCGCCCCUGCUGUAAAUAGUUCCCUUUAAAUGCCCACUUCCCCUUUCAGGUUACCUUCCUUAAACAGAGCCUCUUUCCCCAUUCUCCACAGAGAGAGGCCCCAUAUGACCUUUCCUCGGUCCUAACACUUCUGCCCAGGCUGGAGACACCUCGGGCAAAGCGCUGUGUGGACAGAUGUCUAACUUUACUCCCAAGCGCAAGGCAUGUGGUGGGGCCGCGGAGCUGCCGCAGCGGGUGAGGGGCCAGGAGUUUCAGCCUUCUGCCCUUCAGCAGGCUCCUCUUGACCCUCCUAAGCUGCAGACGACGAGCUUGGGGGGAUUUCCCAUCUCCUCCCUCUUAUCUGGCAGGGGCUGGCUGGGUGGGUGCCGCAUGCCCCUCCUCUAGCGAGAGCAAACUACCAGGGCGCGGCGGCUCCAGUCCCCUCCCUGCGGCGGGAGCGGGUGGAGGUGGCCGUGGCCGUGGCCGUGGCCGGGGGGGGCGCUCCGUCCGGGCUGCAGGGGGGACAGCUGCGCUGCCAGGCUCGCCCCUGCCCGGCCCCUUCGCCUGCGGGGACGAGGCUGUCACGAGCAGACAUGCUGCGCGGGCCGCUCCCGCUCGCGCUCCUGGCUUGCUCCGCGCUGCUGCUUCGCUGCUCUGGGGCCGAGGCCGGCGCGGCUCUGAGCCGGGACCCGGCGCCCUCCCUGCAGAAUAAAGGAAUAUUUAUUAUCCAAAGUGAAGACUACAACCUUUGCAUUAAAGCAGAUACAUCCAGACUUAUUCUUGAAGACUGCAAUCAACAUUCCAACUAUAUGUUGUGGAAAUGGGUCUCUAAUCGUCAUCUUUACAACAUAGGCACAAGCACUUGCCUAGGACUCAACAUCAGUAAGCAAGAGCAACCAUUAAGUAUGUUUGAAUGUGAUUCUACUCAGCAUUCAUUAUGGUGGAACUGUAAUGGAAAGGUGGUGGUUGGUGCAUCACAGUACCAUUUAUCUGCUGAAAAUGGCAAUCAUAUUGUGGCAAAAAGAAUGUCUAACCAUAAGUGGAAGCCGUACAUGUCCAAUGAUGAAGAUAUCUGUGAGCGUCUGUUUGAAGAAACAUAUACCCUGAUGGGAAAUUCUCUUGGUCUUCCUUGCAUUUUUCCAUUUCAGUACAACAAGAAGUGGUAUUAUGAAUGUACCAGGGAUGGAAGGGAAUUUCACUGGUGUGCCACCACAAGUCGGUAUGAACGAGAUGAAAAAUGGGGGUUUUGCGCAAAUUCUGAGACUGGCUGUGACACUUUUUGGCAGAAGAACCUUGACACACACAUUUGUUACCAGUUCAAUAUUUUUUCUAUUCUUCCUUGGAAUGAGGCACGUGCUGCAUGUCAGGCACAAGGAGGAGAUUUGCUAAGCAUCACAGACAUGGAAGAACAGAAGUACAUAAGUGACCAAAGUGAGAAGUUAAACAUUACUGAAAUUAUGCUAUGGACAGGCCUGAAUCAACUGGAUGCAGCUGCCGGCUGGCAGUGGUCAGAUGGAGCACCAUUGGCAUUUGUGAACUGGAGACCAAGCUCUGCUGAGGAUUCGCUUAAAGAAAAUCACUGUGUGGCGCUUAAUCCACAGAUGCAAUAUAGCUGGCAAAGUAAAAUAUGUGAAUCUUUAUUUCCUUUUAUAUGCAAAAAAUAUUUAAAUAGUACAGAGCAUAAAACAUUUGAAGAUUCAUGGAAGUAUUAUCCUACCCGCUGUGACACUGAUUGGUAUCCUUAUAACCGCAACUGCUAUAAACUUCAUAAAGAGGAAAAGAAUUGGAGUGAUGCAGUACUCUCUUGCCAAAAUGAUAAUAGCAAGCUCAUUAGAAUAACUUCCUUGGCAGAUGUUGAGUUACUUGUUAACCUUCUUGAAAUUGAAAAUGUAACUGAAAUAUGGAUUGGCCUGAGCAGCAACAAAACCCCAGUUGUUUUUGAAUGGUCUGAUGGCUCCUUGGUAACCUUCACUACAUGGCACCAACAAGAACCUAAUAUUUUUCAAAGAACAGCUCCAUUUUGUGUUUCAGCACAAGAAAUUGAUGGACACUGGAAAAUUAAAAAUUGUGAAGACAGAUUAUUUUACUUAUGUCAAAAAGCCGGCAAGUUUGAAAAUGUCACUUCUGAGAAGGAAUCGGGGUGUCUAGAGGGAUGGGAAAGACAUGGUGGAUUUUGUUAUAAAAUCGACAAUACCCCACGAAGUUUUGAACAUGCUUCCAGUGGUUAUUACUGCCCGCCUACACUUCUAACAGUAAAAAACAGGUUUGAACAAGCUUUUAUCAACAGUAUAAUCUAUGGAAUGGUGAAAACUGAGGAAACUUAUUUUUGGAUAGGACUACAAGACCUUAACAAUACUGGAGAAUACUCUUGGCUAAUGACAGAUGGAAAGUAUCAGCCUGUGAGCUAUACAAACUGGAACAAGUAUCAGCCACGCCAUUCUGGACAGUGUGUUGUUAUUCGAGGAGGGCAGUCUCUUGGAUUUUGGGAUGUGAAAAGUUGCAAAAGCUUCAAAGCUAUGGCAUUGUGUAAGCAGAAAAUCAAAUCAUAUGAAGAAACUGAGCCUAAGUAUGGAAGGCCUGUCACUUCUUGUUACUUUGGAUGGGAAUCAAAUUCUAAUCUGCUCAACUGCUACAAGAUAUUUCACAGUGAAAAAGUCCUGAAGAAAAGAACAUGGGGUGAAGCAGAAGCAUUAUGCCAAGAUUUUGGAGCACACCUUGCCAGCUUUACCCAUGUCUACGAAGAGGAAUUUUUGAAUAAUUUUUUAAGCAUGAUAUUUGAUCGGGCUGAAGAAAGACAGUUCUGGAUUGGAUUUAAUAAAAGAAAUCCGAUGUCUGGAGGAUCAUGGCAGUGGUCUGAUGGAACUCCUGUUGUAUCUGCAUUUUUGGAGAACAAAUAUUUUGAGGAUGAUUCAAGAAAUUGUGCUGCAUACAAAGCAAAUAAAACAGUUUUGCCAAUAAAUUGCAAUGAACAGCGUGAAUGGAUAUGCAAAAUACCAAAAGGCAUUAAACCAAAGAGUGCAGAGUGGUACAUACAUGAACCAUCAUGGUUUUAUUAUCAAGGAGCAGAAUACCUUUUUCAUGAAAGUCCCUCAGAAUGGGCCACUUUUCAGUUCGUCUGUGGGUGGCUUCGUAGUGGAAUAGUGUCAAUACAUUCCUCUGAAGAACAAGAUUUUAUUCAUCAGAAAAUUAAAAAGCUGUCAAGUAGUGAUGAUGCUCAUUGGUGGAUUGGACUAGGCUCAGAAACUCCUAGUGAUACAUUUCGCUGGAAAGAUGGGUUACCAGUAACAUAUCAGAACUGGAACAAAUUGAGAGACGGAUCUGUGCAUGCACAAGAAGGAAGAUGUGUCUUCAUGUCAUCACAAACAGGACUCUGGGGGUAUGAAAACUGUACUGUAUCUCUUCCUUGUAUUUGUAAGCGUAAAACUAUAUGGAAAAUAGAAAGAGAAAUUCCAAAAGAUCAGAACCAGCAAGGAACAUGUCCCAAAGGUUGGAUGCACUUUGGAACCAAGUGUUUUUUAAUACAAAUUCCAAAGGAUCCAAGUCAGCUCAGAAGCUGGUAUUCUGCCCAAGAAUUCUGCAGUAAAUCUGAUGGCUCACUCGCUUCUAUUGAAAAUGAAAUGGAACAAGCUUUUAUAACAAUGAAUCUGUUUGGACAUAAGACUAAUGUUUGGAUAGGUCUGCAAGGUGAUGAUUAUACAAAAAUGGUGACUAAAAAAUCUGAAGCGUACUCCAAUUGGUCUCCAGUUGAAGUAAUACAUGGCCAUAAUUUUAAGAUAUCUAAUAUCCAAGAAGAUGAAUUGUGUACUUUGGUAUCAAAUAACCCUAAUUUUUAUUUCACGGGAAAAUGGUACUUAGACAGUUGUGAGAAAACUAAUGGUUUUAUCUGUCAGAAGCCUCAAGAUAAAUCCAGACGUUCUAUAAAUGGAUCUGAGAUGUAUCCAGUACCUGGCACUUUAGAAUAUGGAAACAAAACAUACAUACUAAUAUAUGAGAAUUUGACUUGGUAUGAUGCUUUAAAAUCUUGCACGGCAAAAGGAGCUGAAUUGGUCAGCAUUACAGAUCAUUAUCACCAAGCCUUCCUCAGUGUCGUUAUAAACCGACUAGGUUAUCCCCACUGGAUUGGACUAUUUACCUCAGAUAGUGGACUUAACUUUAAAUGGUCAGAUGGUACUAAGUCUUUGUUUUCCUUCUGGCGAGAGGAGGAGUCCCAGUCUUUUGGCAGCUGUGUUUUUGUUGAUAUUAAUGGGCACUGGGAAAGUGCUAACUGUGAAAGACGUCUACAAGGAGCUAUUUGUCAUGUGCCAAAUAAAAAGAAAAUAAUUGAACACAAAGGCCUUUGUUCAGAAAAAACUGUCCCCUGGUUAAAAUUUAAAAACAAUUGCUAUAGCUUUUCCACGGUUUUCAAGAGUACAAGUUUUGAUACAGCUUAUGAAUCCUGUAAAAAGCAAGGAUCAAACCUUUUAACUAUUAAAGAUGAAGAAGAAAAUGCCUUUCUUCUAGAGGAACUGCACACUUACGGUUCUUCUGUCCAAAUGAUUUGGUUAAACAUUCUCUUUGUAAAAGACAAUGACACGGUUGAAUGGUUUGAUGGUUCUCCCCUAAAUUAUUCAAACUGGGGCAUCAGGGAGCCUGAACUGAGUCAUCUCAAAGGGAAUUUUUGCAUUGCUUUGAGGACCAGAGAUGGAGUAUGGCAGUUAUCUUCCUGCAAAGAGAAUAAGGGAUUUGUAUGUAAAAUGGAUACAGAUGUUGAUGAAACAGAGCAAACUGUGAAACCAUCAUACCGUGGAACUGUAGCUCUCGUCGUAAUAAUGAUACUGGUGAUGGUGGCUGCUGUUCUAUUUGUAUUGUACAAAAAGAAAAAUAGUCUCUUCAGUAGAAUAUUGUGGGCCAGAAAUGCCUAUUAUUUCCAAAAUAUAUCGGAAGGUCCUACUUUGGAAGAAAGCAUCCUCAUUUCUGAUCUUGAGAAAAAUAAUGAUUAUUAAUUGUUCCAGAAGGAACAUAUCAAUUGAACUGAAUGCUGAUGAUACAAAGGAGCUCUACAGUUUAGUUCAUUUUAUGAACUGGUUGCCACUGAGGACCAGAUCACCCUCUCCAUCUUUUUUGCAAGGGACAAGCUAAAGAGUGGAAAAUUCCCACUUAAAUUGCCAACAGCAGUCAAAAGGAGGGGAGCUGGAGCCAAAACAGCAACAUGUUACCCUUUUUCUGCCCCCAUGGAAGCUUCUUGUUGUGAAUUCUGUGCAGAACUUCUGCAAAUGGGACAAGAAUGGGACAGAGGCUGUGAAACCUCAGAACAUCCACUCUAUGCAAAUUCA